CAGAUGAGACACAGACUGCAACUGGGCAGGAUAUAUCUAUACGUCCCUACUCCACAGCACCACCACCACCACCUCCUCCUCCUCCUCCUCCUUAAAAAAAAGUUACUGCUAAUUCUGAACUAGUGUAGAUACAGUCGCUGGAUUUCAAAUGAUAAUCUCAAAUGAUCUGCAAACAUUGAACAGAUCAUACUCUUAAUGAGUUCUAAAUUACAGUAGAUUAUUGGACUGCUGAGUGCUCAUCUACAUAGAAGACAGCUUGGUGGAAGGCCAAGGAUACCUGUGGAGAUCUACUUUUCACAGACGUGGUGUGUUCUUCCAGAACGUUCAAAACUGUUUCUUCAAAGGUUGCUCCAGAAAUUUUCAAGACUGUAUCCCAAAGUAGAAACGCAACAGUCCCAGGCGUUGGCAAUGGGCAGCGUGCGUGCCAACCGCUACAGCAUUGUGUCCUCUGAGGAAGACGGGAUGAAACUGGCUACGAUAGCAGUUGCCAAUGGCUACGGCAAUGGCAAAAGCAAAAUACACACCAGGCCGCAAUGCCGAAGUAGAUUUGUGAAGAAAGAUGGCCAUUGUAAUGUUCAGUUUGUAAAUAUGAGUGAGAAGGGCCAACGCUACUUGUCGGACAUCUUCACAACAUGUGUGGACAUCCGUUGGCGGUGGAUGCUGGUCAUCUUCUGCCUGUCCUUCAUCUUGUCCUGGCUGUUGUUUGGUUGCAUGUUUUGGCUUAUUGCACUGAUGCAUGGUGACUUGGACGCCAAAGGAGACCAUAAACCAUGUGUUUCUGAGGUCAAAAGCUUUACUGCUGCAUUUCUAUUCUCUAUCGAGACACAGACCACUAUUGGAUAUGGCUUCCGCUGUGUGACAGAAGAGUGCCCCAUAGCUGUGUUCACAGUGGUUUUUCAGUCCAUUGUAGGCUGCAUCAUUGAUGCUUUCAUCAUUGGUGCUGUCAUGGCCAAGAUGGCCAAACCAAAAAAAAGAAAUGAAACACUAAUCUUCAGUGACAAUGCUGUGGUCGCUAUGAGAGAUGGAAAGCUCUGCUUAAUGUGGCGAGUUGGAAAUUUACGCAAAAGCCAUUUAGUAGAAGCCCAUGUACGGGCCCAGCUGCUUAAAUCUAGAAUAACACCAGAGGGUGAAUACAUCCCCUUGGAUCAAGUAGACGUUAAUGUAGGCUUUGAUAGUGGAAUAGAUAGAAUAUUUCUAGUGUCACCUAUUACAAUAGUACAUGAAAUUGAUGAAGACAGUCCUUUCUAUGACUUGAGCAAACAGGAUAUGGACAAUGCAGACUUUGAAAUAGUUGUGAUUCUUGAAGGAAUGGUGGAAGCUACAGCAAUGACCACUCAGUGUCGCAGCUCGUAUCUUGCCAGUGAAAUUCUCUGGGGUCACCGAUUUGAACCAGUGCUCUUUGAGGAGAAAAACUACUACAAAGUUGAUUAUUCCCGCUUUCACAAAACAUACGAGGUGCCUAACACGCCUCUCUGUAGUGCCAGGGACUUGGCAGAAAAGAAAUACAUACUAUCUACACCCAACACGUUCUGCUAUGAAAACGAGGUGGCCCUCAUGAACAAAGACGAAGAGGACAGUGAGACGGGGACACCAGAGAGUCCAAGCACAGAGACAUUAACUAACAUGGACCAUAAUCAGGCCACUGUUCCACUAGAGCCUCGCCCAUUGAGGCGAGAAUCUGAAAUCUAGCACCUAAAAGUAUCUUUUUUUUAAAAGAGAGAUAUCCAUCAAAGCAUAUAGUGCUUAACUGUGCCCAGAACAGCAAACCAAGAAAAGGGUACUGUUGAAGUCAGGCUUUGCUGAAAGACAGUCCAACACAGGUUGUUCGUCUUUAAUGACAGACUGCAGGAAAUCAGUUCUUUCAAACAAAGCACUAAUAAUAAUUUUAACCUGACAAGGAGGCACAUAAUAGCAUAUGCAGUAGCAUAUAUAAAAAAAGUAUGGAAAAACUUGAACUUGCAGGAAAGACUGGAUGGAUGUAAGUUAACCUGAUAACUAUCCACUCGAACAAAAUGGCUCUCAAUAGAAAUCUAUAGCCCUGAGCAAGGUUUCAUCUGCUCUGAAUGGUUUAACUGAACACCUGAAAGACCAGUGACCACUGAAGAACGAUUUAAUAGACAAAGGUCUUGCUGUUAAUAAGUGAAGUUUCAGCUUAUAUAAUAUUUAUUUUCUAAGUUUUCUUCAAUUGAUUUAUUGUGAACAAAUCAAUCAGUAUUUAUGAUUCCUGUGUUUUUUAAUACCAUCAAUUAAAAAUUGGUUUGAUUUUU
Messenger RNA from Carcharodon carcharias (great white shark), 2267 nucleotides. RefSeq names its product inward rectifier potassium channel 2. Gene Ontology annotation, molecular function: inward rectifier potassium channel activity. Bases 409 to 1689 code for a protein of 426 amino acids. The record is from RefSeq and is a predicted model, not a curated record. Gene Ontology annotation, cellular component: plasma membrane. Gene Ontology annotation, biological process: regulation of monoatomic ion transmembrane transport; potassium ion import across plasma membrane. The transcript has 2 exons. NCBI's taxonomy places the organism in Eukaryota, Metazoa, Chordata, Chondrichthyes, Lamniformes, Lamnidae.